Messenger RNA from Oenanthe melanoleuca, 1307 nucleotides. It is a transcript of the gene GRHPR, whose product is annotated as glyoxylate and hydroxypyruvate reductase. Gene Ontology annotation, molecular function: hydroxypyruvate reductase (NADH) activity; glyoxylate reductase (NADPH) activity; hydroxypyruvate reductase [NAD(P)H] activity. The transcript is spliced from 9 exons. Lineage: Eukaryota; Metazoa; Chordata; Aves; Passeriformes; Muscicapidae. The record is from RefSeq and is a predicted model, not a curated record. Gene Ontology annotation, cellular component: cytosol. Bases 215 to 1183 code for a protein of 322 amino acids.
GUAUGGCUGUGCCCUGUGGCGGAGGCGUGGCUUGGCCUGGGGCGUGGCCCCGCGGGGGCGUGGCCGUGCCGUAUUUCCGGUGUGUCCCGGUCCGUCCCGCGCUGUUCCGGUCUGUCCGGCGCUCCCCGCUGUUCGUGUCCCGCAGUUCGACUCGGUCGCUCCGCUGCUCCCGGCGGUGGCGGGCGCUCUGCGGGCCCGGGCCGUGCCCGCGGCCAUGUCGGUGUUCGUGACGCGGCGGAUCCCCGCCGAGGGGCUGCGGGUGCUGUCCGAGGCCAGCGGGGUCUCGGUGCAGCAGUGGGACUCGGAGGAGCCGGUGCCGCGGGCCGCGCUGCUGGCGGGCGUGGCGGGGGCGCGGGGGCUGCUGUGCCUGCUGUCGGACCGCAUCGACCGCGAGGUGCUGGACGCGGCCGGGCCCGGUCUCAAGGUCAUCAGCACUUUGUCCGUGGGCUUCGACCACCUGGCGCUCGACGAGAUCAAGAAGCGGGGGAUCCGGGUGGGCUACACGCCGGACGUGCUGACGGACGCCACGGCCGAGCUGUCGGUGGCCCUGCUGCUGUCCGCCUGCCGCCGCCUGCCCGAGGCGGCCCAGCAGGUGCGCAGCGGCGGCUGGACCACCUGGAAGCCGCUCUGGAUGUGCGGCCACGGCCUGUCCGACAGCACCGUGGGCAUCGUCGGGCUGGGCAGGAUAGGACAGGCAGUUGCCCGGCGCCUGAAGCCCUUUGGGGUCAGGAAGUUCCUGUACACUGGCAGUGGCCCAAAACCAGAAGCUGCAGCAGAGUUUGGGGCUGAAUUUGUCCCGCUGGCCAGGCUGGCUGAGGAGUCAGACUUCGUGGUGGUGACCUGUGCCCUGACCCCAGCCACCCAGGGCAUGUGCAACAAGGACUUCUUUGGCAGGAUGAAGAAGACUUCUGUGUUUGUCAACACCAGCAGGGGGGCUGUGGUGAACCAGGAGGACCUGUACACAGCACUGGCCAGUGGCCAGAUCGCAGCCGCCGGCCUGGACGUCACCACCCCGGAGCCACUGCCCACUGACCACCCCCUGCUGUCCCUCGAGAACUGUGUGAUCCUGCCGCACAUCGGGAGCGCCACGUACGCCACCAGGAGCACCAUGGCCGUGCUGGCAGCCAGGAACCUGCUGGCCGGGCUGCGAGGGGAGCCCAUGCCCCACGAGCUGCAGCUGUGAUGGCCAGCCCUGCUGGAGCCAAAGCUGGGGUGGCCAGCCCUGCUCUGCAGCGCCGUGGGACAGAGCGCCAGCCGGUGUCCCCUCCCCUGCCGUGGCCAGCAGCAUUAAAGAGCAGCAGCCAACA